AUGGAUAAAGAGAAAUCUCAGGCACCUCCUGGUGGUGGUGGUCUCCCACCUCCAUCACCCUCUGGUCGGUCCUCAGCAUUCUCAGACUCCGGUCCCAUCGGUCAUGGAUCGGAUGCUAACCGGUUGAGCCACGAUAUGAGCCGUAUGCUCGAUAACCCACCGAGGAAGAUUGGUCACCGUCGAGCUCAUUCCGAGAUCCUCACUCUCCCUGAUGAUUUGAGUUUUGAUAGUGAUCUUGGUGUGGUUGGUACUAAUGCUGAUGGAGCUUCUUUCUCUGAUGACACUGAAGAGGACUUGCUCUCUAUGUAUCUCGAUAUGGAUAAGUUUAAUUCCUCUGCUACUUCUUCUGCUCAAGUUGGUGGUGAGCCGUCUUGGAAAAACGAGUCGGUGAUGCGUACGGGCUCAGCUUCUAACCCUCAGAAUAUGCUUAAUAGCUUUGGGGAAAGACCAAGAGUCAGGCACCAACACAGUCUGUCUAUGGACGGUUCGAUGAACAUCAACGAGAUGCUUAUGUCCGGAAAUGAAGAUGAUUCUGCUGUUGAUGCUAAGAAGUCCAUGUCUGCUACUAAACUUGCUGAGCUUGCUCUCAUCGAUCCAAAACGUGCUAAGAGGAUAUGGGCAAACAGGCAAUCCGCGGCAAGGUCGAAAGAAAGGAAGACGAGGUACAUAUUUGAGCUUGAGAGAAAAGUACAGACUUUGCAAACAGAAGCUACAACUCUCUCAGCACAAUUGACUCUCUUACAGAGAGACACAAAUGGCUUGACUGUUGAGAACAAUGAGCUGAAACUGCGGUUACAAACAAUGGAGCAGCAAGUUCACUUGCAGGAUGAACUAAACGAAGCGCUUAAGGAGGAAAUCCAGCAUCUGAAGGUGUUGACUGGGCAAGCUGCUCCAAACGGUGCAUCAGCGAUGAACUAUGGGUCGGUUUCGCUAACGGGUGCCUUGGCCUACAGGGUAUUGGCGUUGUAUGCGAAGCACAAGCCUUUUGGAUAG
This is a messenger RNA of Thlaspi arvense, 993 nucleotides long. The record is from the annotation of a GenBank genome assembly. Lineage: Eukaryota; Viridiplantae; Streptophyta; Magnoliopsida; Brassicales; Brassicaceae.